AUGCCUCCGCCACGGAACAACAACGCUGCCUCCGCCACCACCAGCCGUCCGAGCUCAGGCCAGGCCCGGGCGGUUUGGAUGCACAAUCAACCUCCUCUGUCCGGUUCCGGAGCGACCUCACUAACACCCCGGCGAGGUGAUGCACCACUCUCACCCACGGACACCGAUUCCGAUUCGGACAUCUCGCUCGGAACGCAUUCGCCAGUGCCGAGCAUGUCCCUGCAGCACAGUCCCAGUUCGCUGCCCGGUUCCAGCGAGGAUCGCCUGAACGACGACCGAGAUCGGGAGAAGGAUUUCCGCAGUUUUGCAUCGCUUCACUCGUUCCGCUUUGGGGACCAUCUGGCGGGCGGAUUCCUACCUGGCUCGUUCAACAACAGAUUCAUGCCUUACCGCCUCGGGGACAACUCACCUCCAAUCAAUACUCACUCACCCCCGAUAGGUUUGACACAUCUUCCAAUCACACCGACAGUCCUUCGGCCGCAGCCUCACUUACCUCCAUCGCUCUCAGUGACGGCACCGACGGCAACGACCACAUCGAUGAGUGAGUCUCCGAACAGUAACAGUAGUGCCACCACCAGUUCCAUCAAUAACGGUGCCACUGGAGGGUUGGCGAUAGGUGGAAACAGCGGUUCCAGUGCUCCCCUGAUGGCCCAAAUGUCUCCACUCAGAAUACGGGUCAGUUCACCGACGCGACUCAACGCGGAUCUGCUACAGCACAGUUCGCACCAUCAUAGUCUCAUGAACGGAUUGAACGCCAGCGGGAUCGUGCGGAUUGUUCCUAACACAACGACCAAUCUCAUUCAUCGGCCAUUUUCGCCAUCGCCCAAACCGAAGGAAGCGUCGUGAUAAAAUCUACAGCCGUCGCUGCAUGAAAAAGAACAGCCAUUCGACACCCAACGCGACUGGCCAUCGCCGAGUAGUUGAUUAAUGUAGUGAAAUAUGUACAAGGAGACUACUAGUAGAGAGCACAAGUUGAAACUAAAGCAUAUAAAUCUCCUUAAACUUGUUACUAAAGCCAUAAAACAGUGAAGCAAAUCGAAUACUUUUAAGUAAGACAUUUUAA
Aedes aegypti (yellow fever mosquito) is the source of this 1063-nucleotide messenger RNA. RefSeq names its product protein Optix-like. The transcript is spliced from 3 exons. The coding region runs from base 1 to 846 and encodes 281 amino acids. NCBI's taxonomy places the organism in Eukaryota, Metazoa, Arthropoda, Insecta, Diptera, Culicidae. The record is from RefSeq and is a predicted model, not a curated record.